Molecule: messenger RNA, 2938 nt
Organism: Cricetulus griseus (Chinese hamster)
Lineage: Eukaryota; Metazoa; Chordata; Mammalia; Rodentia; Cricetidae
Source: RefSeq, a predicted model, not a curated record
UGCACCGGAAGUAUGCCAGGUUGCGGGCGGGAGGCUCGCCGGCGGCGAUGUAGGUUCCUUCACAGACCUGAGCGAUGCGUUGGCUGCUCCCGCUGUCCCACACAGUAACUCUGUCCGUCGUACGCGUGAGGCGAGGCAUUUGCGGGCUCGGGAUGUUCUAUGCGGUGAGGAGGGGCCGCAGGACCGGCGUCUUCCUGAGUUGGAGUGAGUGCAAAGAACAGGUGGACCGAUUUCCUGCUGCCAGGUUUAAGAAAUUUGCUACAGAAGAUGAAGCUUGGGCCUUUGUCAGGAACUCUCCAAGCCCAGAUGGUUCAAAAGGGCAGGAAACCACUCGUGUGCAGGAAUCACAGGUGAAGAUCAGCAAGCGGCCUCGGGAGCCUGUGGGUGAAGAGGAAGAGCUACCAGAGCCAGGGUCAAAGCACACCAGACAGAACACAGAGCCGGCUCCCCCAGUGAGCAAGGACAAGUUUUCUUAUAUGGGAGAAUCAGUUGUUGUCUACACGGAUGGCUGCUGCUCCAGUAACGGGCGCAGGCGGGCGAGAGCAGGAAUUGGCGUUUACUGGGGGCCAGGCCAUCCCUUAAAUGUAGGUUUUAGACUUCCUGGGCGACAGACAAACCAGAGGGCGGAGAUCCAUGCAGCCUGCAAAGCCAUCAUGCAAGCCAAGGCUCAGAACAUCAGCAAGCUGGUUCUUUACACAGACAGCAUGUUCACCAUCAAUGGGAUAACCAGCUGGGUUCAGGGCUGGAAGAAGAAUGGCUGGAGAACGAGUACAGGGAAAGACGUGAUCAACAAGGAGGACUUCAUGGAGCUGGACGAGCUCACUCGGGAUGCACAUUCCUGGUCACUCUGGAUUUGUGGGCAACGAAGAGGCUGACAGGCUGGCAAGGGAAGGCGCGAAGCAGUCUGCAGACUGAGCAAAGCAGUUGCUGUACACUCAGACCCAAGGCAGUGGCUGUUCCUUUACCCAGAUGUGCAGUGAGGCCACAGCACGGAGGACUCGACUGGGACCUGUGAUACAGCUUGAUGAGAAGUGCUUAAAUAAUGGAAAGGGAAAAUUGAACACUUCUGUGAAAUUUCAGUUUUUGUGCCUUUUGGGUCUGAUUUUCUUGCUUGAUUUGUUACAUUCUGGCCCAAAAUGCUCCAGUAAGCCGGGCGGUGGUGGGGCACAAAAACAAAACAAAACAAAAACAAAAUGCUCCAAAUUGGUUUCAGUAGGAACUGUUCAGUAUGCAUGGUCUGAAGGUUCCAGAAUGUCCAUUUUCCUUUCAGUAUGCACAAGUACAAACCUCCUGCCCCUGCUGGCAUCCUGUGCCCCUGUGUACAUCAGAGAUGAUAUGGCCACGUGGGACCCAAGGCUGGGCUUGCUGCAGGCAGAGCCUGCAUCCAUAUGACCUUGGCUCCGGAGCCACCUUGUAGGAACAGCUGAGAAAUUUAAAAAUCAAGAUUCAUGAAUAUAUUGCUAAUAGAUUUCUUUGGCUAUUUUUAUUAUUUAUUUUUGUAAUAAAAAUAUACAGGAAUGACAAAAUACAUUUAGUUCAUUCAGUUACUGUUAAAGGUGAGUGUCCCUUACUAUCUAAGACUAGAAAUUGAGAAAAUCACUCUAGAGAAAUGGGCUGGUUAAAUUGUUCUCAGGCAAACAAACCCUCACAUCCCUUAAGCAAUGGAACAUUGUGCAGCCUUACUCUAGAGAAUAUAAGAAUGACGGGGUCACUAAAACAGAGUUGUCACUGGAGCUGACUCUUGAGUUUCUUAACACUGUGAGAAGCUGGGCCAUCUGGAGUCACCCCUGAGAACCAGUGCCAGCUGAAGUUCACAUGCUCUCCUGCUUGCUCUGCAGGUUGUUGCUGUGACAACUGCGCAUGUGAAGACAGUAUGUUUUGGAUGUCACUGCAGGCCUCUGAAAGCACAAGUGUGUCUUGGGAAGGGCGGGGUGGUUGGCCUGAGUGAAGUCAGGAUGAUUGGUACCCACCUCUGCUGGCUUGGUGAGUGAUCUGUGUAGGAAGGCCAGCUCAGAGUCCUGCAUGAGGCUGGGAGAGGAUAAUAGUUUACACUUGAUAAGACCUGACCUGAGCUCAGGACCCCAGCACUAGCACCGUCACUAGGUGGGCAUGGCCAAAGAACACUCGGACCCCCAGUACUGUGAUGGGUGAAGACUGCAGGACAUCCAGACUGGUGAAAGUCUGAGGUCCAGGUCCAGUGGUGAGAGAGUCUCAAGGGAACUGGGCAGAGAGUGACAGAGCAGGACACCCAGUGUCAUGUGUCUUCUGCCACACCUGUGCACAUGUGUGGCAGAGUCCUACAUUAGAACCAGGUGUGGUGGCACACACCUGUAAUUUCAGGGUUUGAGAAGCAGAGGCAGGAGGGUCAGGAGUUCAAGGUCGGCUUAGCUGUGUAGCAAGUUUGAGGCUAGCUUGAAACAGAAUCUCUUAACAUUGUUUUUUGUGUGUUUGUUUACUGAGGACUGAAUAUAGAGUCUCUGACACAGUGGGCAAGCUCUGCUACUAAACUAAAUCUCAGCUCACUGUGUGUAGGCUGGAGAGUAUGCCAACUGUCCUUAUUCUCCACCUCUAAAAUUUUUUUGUUAGCAUAUAUUAUUUGUAAUAGGUUUUAUUAAGUUUUCAUAUACCAGCAUGAUGUAUUUUGACCACUUUAGCCACCCAUAACCUCGUCUGGUCUGGUCCCUUUUCUGAACCAGUCCCUCCCCCUUCCACUGACUGACAACCUUUGAAUGGUGUUUUACAGUGAGCAAAGGCCUCAAUGUUGGCUUGAUAUGAAGACUGGCUAGAGGACAGAAUCCAGCUGUCCUGAUGUGUUUUACAGAAACCCUAGGAUAAUACACCACUAAGGAUAGCCCAUGAGAAGUCCUAUGAUGCUGUUGCAAAUUUGACUGUAUUUCAAGCGUGUGAGAUUCAUAAUAAAAUUGCUUUUGGAAAUAGA